AAAAAAUUGGACAGCCAUUAGAUCUCCAACAAGAAUCCAGCGAAGCCUCUUUUUACCCUUUGGACUGUGUGUGUGAGUGAGUGUACGCUUACUGAUUACGACUCCAAAAUACCACCACAGUCCUCCUCUCACCAUCAUCACCGUCGCUCUCGCCCUUUUUUUCUCAACUGCCACCAUUUUCAACAUCCAAAUCUUUUUUGCCAUUUGUUUAUGUUUGCGCGCAGGGUUUUAUCAAAAUCAAUCAUCAGAGGGAAGAAGUUUAUCCACUCUGCCCUUGAUCGGGAAAGUUGAAGCUGAGUUUCAGACGGCGAUUGGAUUUCGAAAGGUACAAGCUUUGUUGCAUUAACGGGAAAGGGGAAAAUUGAAUGGUUUUUCAAAGGGUACAAGCUUUCCUGCCCUGACGGGGAAAAUUGAAGCGAGUGUUAGACGCGAUUGGGUGUCAAAAGGUGCGAGCUUUCUGGUCUGACGGGGAAAAUUGGAGCGAGUUUCAGACGCGAUUGGGUUACAAAAGGUCUCGCUGGGAUGAAUCCAAGAACGUCAAAUUUUCUUACUUUGUAUCGACUCUGUUGAUCCUAAGGAAAAGCUCGUAUUUCGGCUAUUAAAAGAAGACAUGAUUCAAUCAUGUAUUGAUUAAAAUCAGCUUAUGUCAUUUUCACGAUCAUGCAUCCAUGUAAAACUCAGCAUCAUAUCUUCUGGUGCAUCUUGUAUGGAUACCUAUGGGCAUAUGUGCUAUCUCAUGGUCUGGAUUAUCCUGAAGAACAACAGUCCCUCAGUGAGAUUGAACGAUUUCAAAAAUCGAGAUCUUCAAGCCAAGUCGAAGAUUAUGUUACUUGCGAGGACUUGAAUGGUGUUGGAUCAUUCAAUACCACCUGUUUUCUCAACUCAAACAUGUACAGUACUUCCGAUAUUUACGUGCUCGGCGCUGGAAAUCUCGAGAUAAACCCAAACGUCGAAAUCACGUGUCCAAUCGAAGGCUGCACCAUAAGUUUCAAUUUAUCCGGCAAUGCCAAAAUUGGCCGUAACACAAAAAUAGUUGCUGGCACUAUCGUAAUUUCUGCUGCAAAUCUGACUUUGGAGUAUAAUUCUUCUCUAAAUGCAUCGUCAUUGGGUGGAUCUCCGCCAUCUCAGACGAGUGGGACACCUGUCGGUUAUGAUGGGGCUGGCGGGGGGCAUGGUGGCCGAGGUGCAUCGUGUUUGAAAACUAAUAUCACGAAUUAUUGGGGUGGUGAUGUUUAUGGAUGGUCUACUUUGUCUCAUCCUUGGGGUUAUGGUAGUAAAGGUGGGGGCACAUCGGAUGAACAUAAGUUCGGUGGAAAUGGCGGUGGCCGAGUGUUGCUUGAUGUGAAGGAUCUUCUGUAUGUAAAUGGAUCUGUGACGGCUGAAGGUGGAGAUGGAGGAUCUUUGGGAGGUGGUGGAUCGGGUGGGAGUAUCAUCUUACAUGCUCAGAAGCUAAGGGGAUUUGGCAUUGUAAGUGCAGCUGGUGGAAGGGGAUGGGGUGGAGGUGGAGGAGGAAGAAUAUCUUUAAACUGUUACAGCAGGCAAGAAGAUGUGGGAGUCACAGCUCACGGUGGAUGGAGUAAUGGCUGUUCAUGGAAUGCAGGAGCUGCUGGAACUUACUUCGAUGCAUAUGUACUGAGUUUACGAGUUGACAAUAACAAUAUCACAACUGAAACCGAAACUCCUUUACUGGAUUUUUCGACUAGUCCAUUGUGGACAAAUGUUUAUGUGGAAAACAAUGCAAAAGUUUUAGUUCCUCUAUAUUGGACAAGAGUUCAGGUGAGAGGCCAGAUAAGCUUGUAUAGUCGAAGCAGCAUCGUUUUUGGGUUGUCUGAAUUUCCAGUUUCAGAAUUUGAACUCGUUGCAGAGGAACUUCUGAUGAGUGAUUCGGUUAUUCAGGUUUAUGGAGCUUUUAGAGUAUCUGUGAAAAUGUUACUCAUGUUGAAUUCCCAAAUCCAAGUUGACGGUAGAGGAUAUGCCGAGGUUGCUACAUCUAUCCUCGAAAUCCGGAAUCUUCUUGUUCUUAAGGACAGCUCUGUGAUCAGUUCCAAUGCAAACUUGGCUCUAUUUGGGCAAGGGCUUUUAGAGCUAACUGGUCAGGGUGAUGCAAUCAAAGGCCAGAGACUUUCAUUGUCAUUAUUUUAUAAUAUCACUGUUGGCCCAGGCUCGUUAAUUCAGGCUCCUUUGGAUGAUGAGGACAGUCGAAGCUUGGUGACUAAAUCGCUUUGUGAGAGUCCAAAUUGCCCAAUGGAUCUGAUUACUCCACCUGAUGAUUGUCAUGUUAAUUAUACACUGUCCUUCUCUAUGCAAGUUUGUCGUGUGGAGGAUAUUCUGGUUAACGGAGUUAUCAAGGGAAGUAUCGUUCAUAUCCACAGGGCACGAACAGUCAUUGUAGACACUGAUGGCAUGAUAACUGCAUCAGAACUAGGCAUGCGCAUAGAAAAUCUCUCACUCAUGAGUUGCAAAACUGGUUUUGGUAAGGGAAAUUACUCGCAUGGAGCUGGUGCCGGUGCCGGACAUGGAGGAAGAGGAGGAUCGGGAUUUUACAAUGGGAUUAUGAGUGAAGGUGGUAAAAAAUACGGGAGUGCUGAUCUCCCUUGUGAGUUGGGUAGUGGCACUGAAGGUCCUAAUCCAUCUGAUGAUGGAUAUGUGGCUGGUGGUGGAAUUAUAGUGAUUGGAUCCAAGCUCUGGCCACUUCUAAGGCUGGAUAAUUAUGGAUUGAUCAGCGCUGAUGGUGAAAGUUAUUAUCGGAAGCCAACUCGUAAUAGGAAUAGUAGUCUCAUAGGUGGACUUGGUGGAGGUUCGGGAGGAACUAUCCUUCUCUUUCUUCAAUCCCUUGCACUUGCCGAGAACUCAUCUAUAUCUGUUGUUGGAGUAUUCCUUUUCUCUCUUGAUAAUUAUUAUUAUUUUUUUUGUAUUAACAGUGGAGGCACCGGUGGUGGAGAUGGUCUUCGUGGAGAGAAAGGCACGAUUACUGGAAAACAGUGCCCCAAAGGCCUGUAUGGUACAUUUUGUACAGAAUGCCCUGUCAGUACAUAUAAAGAUGCUGAAGGAUCUGAUCCUAAUCUUUGCAAACCUUGUUCACUCGAUCGACUUCCUACUCGUGCUCAGUUUGUCUAUGUUCGAGGUGGAGUCACACAUUCUUCUUGCCCUUAUAAAUGUAUAUCCGACAAAUACCGAAUGCCUAAAUGCUAUACGCCUUUUGAGGAGCUGAUAUAUACGUUCGGUGGCCCAUGGCCUUUUGUCUUUCUAUUAUUAUGUGUCGACUUGAUUUUAGCAGUAGCUCUGAGUACAGUGAGAAUUAAAAUAAUCGGCUCCGGAUGCUCUUACAAUAGGGCCGAUUCAAUCGAUCAUCAUAAUAGUGAUCAACGCUUUCCUCAUCUUCUUUCCUUAUCUGAGGUUCGAGGCGUAAAAGCAGAAGAAACUCAGAGUCAUGUUUAUAGGAUGUAUUUUAUGGGUCCUAAUACAUUCAGAGAACCUUGGCAUCUCCCUUACUCACCUCCUUCUGCAAUACUAGAGAUCGUGUAUGAAGAUGCUUUUAACCGGUUCAUUGAUGAAAUAAACUCUGUUGCGGCAUAUGAAUGGUGGGAAGGAUCUGUACAUAGCAUACUUUCGGUCCUGGCAUAUCCUUGUGCCUGGUCAUGGAAGCAAUGGCGAAGGAGAAAAAAAGUACAUCGGCUUCAAGAGUUUGUCAAAUCUGAAUAUGACCAUUCUUGCCUUCGUUCUUGUCGAUCACGAGCUCUUUACAAAGGAAUAAAGGUUGGGGCAACACCUGAUUUGAUGGUUUCGUACAUUGAUUUUUUCCUUGGCGGUGAUGAGAAGCGUGUAGAUAUGGUGGCCAGUAUACAGAAGAGAUUUCCCAUGCGAAUCCAUGUACCUGCAACAGUUUGGAAUCGUUUAGUGGCUGGUUUAAAUGCCCAGCUGAGAACAGUUAGGCAUUGUUGUAUACGUAAAGCCCUUUGUCCUGUUAUCAAUUGGCUUGCUACUCAUGCGAACCCACAACUCGAUUUUCAUGGGGUUAAAAUCGAGCUCGGCUGGUUUCAAGCUACAUCGAGUGGUUAUUACCAACUGGGUAUUUUAGUGAUUGCUGGAGGUUCUACUCUUCAUGAUCUUCAUCACUCCGAAUAUUGGGAUAACAGUGAUAUAUCAUCCAGGAAUCAUAUACUAUCCCGUAAAAAGAUUACAAGGGGCUUCAAUGGUGGUAUUGUAAACGAGACUACAUUAAAAUCACUACACUGUAAAAGGGACUUUCUUUUCCCAUUUUCUCUUUUGUUGCUCAACACCCGUCCAGUUGGCAGACAGGAUACUAUACAGCUGUUGAUUACUAUCAUGCUCGUGGCCGAUCUUUUUGUCACUCUUCUUAUGCUUUUUAUGUUUUAUUGGAUAUCUCUUGGAGCUUUUCUUGCUGUACUCCUUAUCCUCCCUCUAUCCUUGCUGUCACCUUCUCUAGCAGGCUUGAAUGCCUUGUUUACGACUGGUCCUAGAAGUGCCCCACUUUUUCGAGUUUACGCCUUGUGGAAUGCUAGCUCGAUUUCAAACCUUGUGGUUGCAUUUAUCUGUGGCUUGAUCCAUUAUGUGAUUUCAUCUGUGAAUUCCCCAGAAGAGGCAAAGAUAUGGCAUUCAAGGGAAGAUGACAAAUGGUGGCUUUUGCCAACAAUUCUGCUUCUAUUCAAGGCGGCUCAAGCUCGACUAGUCGAUUGGAACAUUGCAAAUUUAGAAGUCAAAGACUUCUCUCUUUUCAGUCCUGAUCCUGAUACUUUUUGGGCAUAUGAGCCUCUCUCUUAACAAUAUAAACCAUCUUUCCUUAUGCUGUUGAUGGAUAAACCUUUUAUUUUUUUUCAUUGAGCAGCAAAACAGACAUCUCAUUGUACAUAUAUAUGAUGUAAAUAUGCAUAUUUCUGCCGAAAAACACGAAUGUUCGUGUACAUAUUUUGAUGGCGUGAGGUCGAUUUACGAUGAUAGUCGAGUGAGAUAUUUGGAAAACUAUUUAGGAAGAAAGGGUGUACAGAUUAUUUUAUGACAUUAUGUGAUGCAGGUGUUUUUUUUUUUUCUAUUUAUUUAUUUAUUUAUUUUGUAUUUGUGUGUAUCAAUGAAGACCUUACUACUUUUUGUGCUGGUAAAUGUUGUUGAAUAUUGUUAUUCCAUUAAAUUACAAAGAUAGGAGAGUUUUUUUGACUUUAUAUAAUCAAAUUUGGUGCUUGGGCAAUCUCAUGUGAAUUAGUGGUGAUUCGAAAUCCUAUUAUCUGGUGUAUAAUUAUUAAUGUAGUUCAAUUUUUCUUUUUCUUUUUUUUUAUCUUUUAAAUUAUAA
This is a messenger RNA of Striga asiatica, 5305 nucleotides long. NCBI's taxonomy places the organism in Eukaryota, Viridiplantae, Streptophyta, Magnoliopsida, Lamiales, Orobanchaceae. The record is from the annotation of a GenBank genome assembly.